Messenger RNA from Dacryopinax primogenitus, 3502 nucleotides. Its product is annotated as ARM repeat-containing protein. Gene Ontology annotation, biological process: tubulin complex assembly; post-chaperonin tubulin folding pathway; microtubule cytoskeleton organization. NCBI's taxonomy places the organism in Eukaryota, Fungi, Basidiomycota, Dacrymycetes, Dacrymycetales, Dacrymycetaceae. The record is from RefSeq and is a predicted model, not a curated record. The transcript is spliced from 19 exons. Bases 9 to 3479 code for a protein of 1156 amino acids. Gene Ontology annotation, molecular function: beta-tubulin binding; GTPase activator activity.
GAGGUCUGAUGUCUGAUCCCUCUGAUUACGUUGGCGACGACCGUAUCGUUCUCGCUUUUGAGAAGCGAGAUGAGUUUAUCAAGCUGCUCAAGAGCUUUCUGGCUGUAGACUUGCUCGUACAACUCUCAGCUUCGGAACAAGCCGCGGAGGAACGGACCCUCCUCAAGUUGACCAAUAUCCUAGACGAGUACCAGGAAGCGGCGUAUCUUUUGGACCCGUAUCUUGAGGAACUGAUCGAACCGCCGAUCGAGGCGCUCCGUGCAUAUGCUGGCCAUGUGUCCAGGACUGGCGCGGUCGGACCUACGGAUAGGCUCGAGCUUCUUUCUAGGCUGCUGUAUUGGUAUACCAAAGCCCGAGGAUAUAAGACCAUCAUCAGAUACUUUCCGCAUGAAGCCACCGAUUUCGGCCUUGCUUUUGGGUUGCUCACCAAGACCCUGGAGACUGUAGCGCCUUGGGAGGUCACGUAUAUCCUUCUCCUGUGGCUUUCCCUCAUCUGCAUGCUGCCGUUCAACCUAUCGCUCUUCGAUGAAAAAGGGAAAAAGCCUGUUGUAACGAUUUUGGAAAGCAAAGGCCUCGAGCAAUUAUCGAAGGCUGGGAAGGAGAGAGAUGCGGCUGCUGUGCUACUUUCAAAGCUUUACAUACGCCAGGAUGUGGAAGAUAGACUGGAAACUUUCUUCACUUGGGGCAUGCAGACCCUUCAAGAUCCCGAUCGUGCUUACGCGACUCUAGGCUUCCUCCAAGUCGUUGCUGAACUACUCAAAGGAGGCACACAUGCAGCGUUAGCCCACCAUCUGCUGGACAUUGGUCAACUCUUAGACGAGAUCAAGCAAGAUACGAGUCUGAUGCGGAAUACCUUGAUACGAAAAUACUGCUCAAAAAUCUCAUGUCGUCUUGCAGUCAUGCAGCUUCCUGUACGGAAUGCCCCAAAGUCCGUACGUACCAUACGUGGAGAUGAUAAUAUGCUUCACAACGUAGAUGGCAUAGAAGAAACCGACGAUAACAUACCGGAGACGCUCGAUGAGCAUGUGGAAGAGUUGGCUACUUUCUUGCAAGAGAAGGAUACCAUCGUGCGAUAUUCGGCUGCGAAGGGAUUGGCACGGAUCUCCGAGAGGUUGCCUACCGAGUUCGCGAGCCAAGUAUUGGACACUAUUCUCAGUCUGUAUAGCUUGCACGAUGAGGCAGUUCAAGCCCAAGAAUACACCCCCGACGCUGAAGGCACAUGGCACGGUGCCACAUUGGCGUGUGCAGAGUUUGCACGUCGUGGACUUGUACGAGGUGAUCAUCUGUCAGAAGUACUGAAGUGGGCCAGCAAAGCAUUAUUGUUCGAUAUCAGGAAGGGUGCGGUGUCAGUGGGAUCGAAUGUCAGGGAUGCUGCAGCCUACGUGAUUUGGGCAAGCGCACGGUCCCAGACCACGGAAAGCAUGAAGCCUUGGGCUCUUGAUUUAGCCCAACGUUUGGUGGCAGUAUCCGUGUUUGAUCGAGAGAUUACAAUCCGGAGGGCAGCCAGUGCCGCAUUCCAAGAGAACGUUGGACGUCUGAAUCUCUUCCCUCACGGAAUCGAUGUCCUUCGAAAGACGGAUUUUUAUGCCGUCAGCAUAAGACGUCAUGCGUUCGAGAUUGCAGCACCCGAAGUAGCCGAACAUUUAGAAUAUCGAAAGAGUCUACUUGAUCAUCUUGAGACGAUCACUCUGCGCCAUUGGGACGCGCAAAUAAGAACACUUGCAGCAACGGCAUAUCGCCGCAUAUGUGAUCUCGAUCUUCUGAACCUUGGUCCAACUCUGGCAGUUCGGCAGGAAAACAUGCUUACGCAUCCAGAAAGCACUUUCGUUCACGGCGCACUGCUCGCACUUGCGAACAUCGGAGAGUCCCUUGGUUGCCGCACGGAACCGACAUUACAGGCGGCACGGCUACGAAUAUUUCAAUCUAUAUCAAAGGUAACCCUUCGAAAGCUGCAGUCCUUUCGGGGAGAGCUAUUGCUUGGUGCUGUUUGUGACCUGGUAGCCACCAGCAUAUCACAAGCUGCCCUCGACCUCAAAUCAACUGGUCCACCGUGGCGAGACAUUCUAGAACUUGGCUUGAGAUCUCGUGACGAAUUAGUCCAAUAUUCCGCAGCGGGCGCUUGGUCCAGCAUCAGCAACAUAACUAAUUGCCAGGUUGAGGUUCGAAGAUGGGUGAAAGAUUUCGCCACAGCGACUCCAACAAUUCAGCAGGGGAUUGCCAAAGCUCUGGGGAAGCUCAAAUACGCUGCUUUUCCACACAAAGUGCAGGAUGCAAUAUCAUGCUUGAGCAGCGCUGUUCGGACUAGGAAUCCAAAAUAUGUGACGUCAAUUGAAGUCCGUCGAGAUUGCUUCGUUGCACUCAACCAAAUAGCAUGUCAGGAUGGGGUUAUUAUUGGAUCAGAUGGGAAUGUUGCGUUGUUUCAGUCUCUCCUAUUGGAUUUUCAGCAGGGUCUUCGAGAUUAUACGAGCGAUCAACGAGGCGACGUCGGUUCCUGGGUGCGAAUUGAGAGCCUGAAAGCUCUCGGAGCAACAAUAUCCAGGGUGUUCGAAUCGUGCACACAACUGCGCGAACCAUUGCAAUGGAUCAGUGACGAUAAACUUGCAGAGUUGCUUGGAAUGAUGCUCAAGCAAAGUGUCGAACGGUUGGACAACGUCAGAGACGAAGUUGGUACUCAACUUGGUCUCAUUAUGACUGCAUACAUGUCCAAACCUGUGCCGUCCACAAUCUGGAAGAUCGAAGGUGCAACGGCGCUUCAAGAUCUUUGUGAUCAAAAGGCAGACCGUACGUGGAAAGAACGCGGGUGGUUCUUUCCGAAAGCACUUCAGCUUCUGCUUCUGCCAACAUACCGACCCUUCCUUCUCGAAGGAGUGGCCUACAGCAUUGGGAGCAAAACUGAGACCAAUCUGGGACCAGUAGGCAAGGCCCUAUCAGACUUCGCGGCAACCUUGCCUGUAUCGGAAUCGGACGGGAAUACUUUCUCCUUGUGUCAGCUGUCAAGAGAACUGCUGUUGCAAGUCCGAUUGGACUCGUCGAACAACUCGUACUUCGUACCAUACCUUCAAACAUUCCUCGUUCUGCUGCAAGCGGACGUGUUGCAGAGCCUAGAUGAAGCACAGGAAGGACGAGCAUUGCUUGGCGAGAUUCUCGAUAUAUCUGUUCGCAAUCUUGCUCGCAUCAAGAACGUGCAACGGAUUGUGACCUCCAUGAAAAUUGUGACCUCAGCUGCUGCAAUUCCCUCCAUCACUAGGGACACCCUUGUGCCGCUUACGUUGCUGUUGACUCACUCAGUGCCAAGAGUCAGAGAAGAAACGGCAGAAUCGUUGUACGUCGUAGCGCAAACGAGUGAGUUGUUCGGUGAGAGCGAGGAAAAGGGAGAGGACCUUUUGCUGGAGACCUCAUGGCUCGGUGGAAAUGACUCAGAAGUCAGGUCUGCCGCUGAGGAGGUUGUGCAUCUGAUUCGGGAAGGGAUGGCAGACUGAAUUCAUGGAGAUAUUAGGAGCAC